Chlamydomonas reinhardtii is the source of this 2874-nucleotide messenger RNA. RefSeq lists its product as uncharacterized. The transcript is spliced from 4 exons. Lineage: Eukaryota; Viridiplantae; Chlorophyta; Chlorophyceae; Chlamydomonadales; Chlamydomonadaceae. Bases 480 to 2150 code for a protein of 556 amino acids. Gene Ontology annotation, cellular component: protein phosphatase 4 complex; nucleus; cytoplasm. Gene Ontology annotation, molecular function: protein phosphatase regulator activity. Gene Ontology annotation, biological process: protein dephosphorylation. The record is from RefSeq and is a predicted model, not a curated record.
CCUACGCGCACUCCUAGCAACUGUCGUGAGCAUCAGCGAUGGGCCCGCAAAUAUGGCAGUCCAGCACGCCGUGACAAGCGUAUCUUUGCGAGCUAUAUCAACCGAUUAUAUCAGCGUUGACAAAAUGGCCUCACCUGUGUGCGGAGCAACGCCAAGCGUCGCGGAGUAAAGCGGGUCCCUAGAUGAAGGAUGGACGUGGCCACACGGUUUCGUGCCAGCAUGUGGAUCCUAUUGCGCAUUUCAUCCCUUCACAUAAACAACUCGCUUUACUCAACCCUAAACGAGCGCGUCGCAGCUGCACACUGUCAGGUCAUAAGUCGCGACACGAUCUUGUCAGAAACGUUGAACAACACCUCGACAGUUCCGACUGAGCCUUUUCCAUAUGAACUGACACUUUCUAACCAUAUCUGAAGGCUGCGCGGGCUCUGGGGCCCCGCUCACCUCGACGGCUCGGAAUCGGCGCGGACAGGCCCCGCGCAAUGGAGCCGGCAGCUGAGGCCAGUAAUGCUGCCGAACAGAUGGAACCAGAGCGUGCCGCUGCGUCGGCGGAGCCAGCCCCGCCUGCCGUGCCGGUUGCGAGUGAAAGCGACCUCAUUGCUUUCACACGACUGCCAUUAGAGGAGAGGGCCCUCACGCCACAGCUUAGAGGAGUGCUUGCGGAGGCCGCUUUGACCGGCCGGAUACGCUACAAGUGGCCGUUGCUUCGACCGCUCGUUGACUUUGUUCUCGAGCAGGUGCUUACAGCCUACGAUGCCGAGACCCGGGUCGAGGUCGGGCCACCUGGACCCGACUCCGUCGCGGAGACGAUAGAGCGUUUUCAGAAGCUGUUGUCCGCAUUCAGCGAUGCGCCAUGGACUUUCCAGCGCCUGAGCGAAAUCCUGCUCGAACCAAAGCGGCAAUACUCACGCCUGCCCAAGCUGGCAUUGGCAAUCGAGAAAUGCCUGCUGGUGACCACGGAGCUGCCGCCAACAGCCACCGACCAGCUGCCGCCGCCGCCGCUGCUGACAGAGCUGGGGCCGGUCAACGCCAACCCGGCGCCCGUGUACACAAAUAGCCACCACCACGGCGGCGGCAGCCACGGCGGCGGCCACGGCGGCGGCGGGGCGGGCGGCGGCGGCGACGACUCGGGCAGCGCCUUCACGCAGUCCAUGUUGGACCUGCGGCAUCACCCCGGGCACCACCACCACCUGGGUAACCACACAGGCACGCCGGAGCACAUUGAGGAGGACCACUGGCCGGAGGGGCUGCCAGAGGGCAAAGGCGCCUUCAAGGCGGCGGGCGUGGGGCUGCACGUGCCGCUACGGCCCGGGUCGGGCGGCGGCAGCCCAGGCAGCAGCGGGCACGGCUCGCCGGGCAGCAGCGGCAGCCCUGGGGCCGGGGGCGCUGCAGCCGCCGCUGGGGCGUCGGGGUCGGGUGCGUUUGGCGAGCACGGGCCAGGGCACCAUCACCCGCCGGGGCUACUACACCCGCCUGGAGGGGGCAGCCCCGGCUUGACGCCGACGGCGCACACCUUGUUCUCAGCAGUCCUGGGUGCGGCCAGUCCGCCGGGCGGCCGGACGCACGCGACCCGCGGCAGCAGUCCGGGCGCUGGUGGCAGUGGCGGUGGCGGCGAGGGGGCGGCGGGGUCAGCAUCGCCGGCGGCCGCGGCGGGGACUACAGCGCUGCCGGCUGCUGGUGCAGCGGCAGGCGCCGCGUCCACAGCCGCGGCGGACUCCGCGGGGAGUGGCGGGGCUGCCAGCAGCGGGGCUGACACGGAUGUGGUGAUGGCGGAGGGAACAGGCGGCGAGGGGGCUGCUGCUGUUGCGCCGGCGGGGGCGGUCGCCGACGCGACAGCGGCUGACGCGGCGAUGGCCGCGCCGGCUGUGCAGGAGAACGGUCCCUUGCACCGACCAGCGCAGGACGCAAGUGCGGGGCCAGCGGGGGCGGCUGCUGCCUCGGACCGCGACGUGGAGAUGGAGCCGGCGGAUGCACCGAGUGCUGCCAGCGAGGCAGCAGCCGCGGCGCCGGAAGGUGCCAGUGCAGGCGACAUGGAUGGCCCGGCGCCCAUGCAGGAAGCGGGCGAGGGUAGCGGCGCGGGGUUGGAGGGCGGCCAAGCAGCGGUGGAAGCGGAGGCGAAGCCGGCCGGCGAGGACAAGUCAUCUGGCGGGUGAAUCGACGAGCCCGGUGUGGUACGAAUUCGGAAGGCGCGACAGCGACAAAAGCGUCCGCAUGGGCAAGCCCAUAAGCACGGCGCCUAAACGUGGAGUGCUGUCAGGGUCGAGGGUUGACUUGGAGCGUGAAACGCAGGAAAUCGGGAGUAGUUGCAGAGGCGCUGCGGGAAAUGACUCAAAAGUCAUUACAUAUGGCUUCAUCGAGGAACGAGGCCUUGCGGCCAAGAGCGGUGGCAUGCUGGCUCAUGGUGCAAUGGGCUCAGCCUUCGGCGGCUGGCUUUUCCAUGGCUGUCACCCAAGGGGCCCCGUGCAGCAGGAAGGCGGGUAGAGUGUGUUUCACUGUGACCGUGGUGACUGGCGCCAGUUGCAGCACAAGGACUGGUAAACGGACUGUGUGGCAUUUGCCUACAUGCCCUCCGCCCAAACCUAGUAAAGAUGCGACCCCGCUGGGCAUGUGUGGAAAUGUCUCCGCGCACACUCGGUGUGAAGCCCCAGCCCGGGCUACUUCAUGCACCUGGGCAGGCGGGUUUCGAUUUUGUUAUGCUGCGCCCCGUGUUAAGAGCGGUAUAGAGACACAAUACGCCGGAAAAGUGCACGUGGUGGAGGUGCCAAUACAAAAAGGGCACCGGUGCGUGGCCAGCAUGGGUGGUUAAGAGCUACCCCGAGUUGCAGACUCACGUCAACAGGUGCCUUCAAAUCAUUCAUUCUGUAUAAACACACACGC